CCGCCGCCUGUUGGUCUUUCACGGUUGGUGACGAGUAUUAUGAAAAUGGCUUCGACUGUACCCGUGAGUACGAACAACCGGAGAAGAUGACGGUGUUGAGGUUCAUAAGUCGGCGGAACACCGAAGUGACUUCUUUAAAUACGUAGGUAACAGCGAAGAGAACAGAAACAGAGGGUGUCAGCGGAGAACCGUCUAAAAAUACAACCGACUACUGCAUAUUUUCGUGGGGCUGAGUGAGGAGCUACUAUGGAGGAUAUCAACUCGAAUAUCAACGCAGACCUGGAGGUGCGGAAGCUCCAGGACUUGGUGAAAAAGCUCGAGCAGCAGAACGAACAGCUUCGGAGUCGACCAACGAUGUUGUCCGCCUCGUCCGGAUCGAUGUCUGCGAACCACAGACCGCUCAGCGCCGGCUACGACUCGUCGUCGCUGUCAGCGGGGAUUGCAGCCGGUCUGGCCGGCUUCCCUGGGGUGGGGUUCGUCGGAACGGGAGGCUACGGUGGUCUGCUGGAGAACAACCGCUGUUCGAGUCCCAGACGGUCUUACGACGGCAUCAGUUUUAGGAGAUCUUAUGGAUGUGAGGGGGCAUCGGCUGCUGCCACGAGCAUGAACUCACUCUAUUCGGAUGUUUCGGACGACAGUUUUAGGGAUGAAGGGGAGACGUCAAUCCUAGAUGAAGUGGAAAUCUUAGAUCUGGAGGAAAUGGAUUGUCUAAACGAAGACGAGGACAGCUGGCUAUAUGAGACGAAGCUGUACAGUCCUCUGCAAAAAGCCUUGAGUCCAAUCGUGUGGUGCCGCCAAGCACUUGACAAUCUCAGUCCUGAGAUGGAAUCAGCCAAGCGCUCACUCAUCCACAGACUGGACCUCACCAUGUCAGCUAACAAGCACAGAAACAUGUAUGGGAGCCCCUACAACCAGCAGGGUUAUGGAAGCAUGUACAGCUCAAACGCAGCCAACAGCCCUUACAACAGUGGCUUCAACUCCCCCUCCUCAACCCCCAGCAGAGUGCCCAUUGUCAGACAGCAACUAAUGCCCGGUAAUGCAGUACAACAACGAAACACAACCUCUGAGAGGAAUCCUCCAGCGGUGAGUCCACAGUCAUCUGUGGACAGUGAGCUGAGCACAUCAGAAAUGGACGAGGACUCAGUGGGCUCUUCAAAUACCUACAAACUCAACGAUGUCACUGAUGUUCAAAUAUUAGCACGGAUGCAGGAAGAAAGUUUGAGGCAAGACUAUGCUGCGACAGCGUCCAGGCGGAGCUCGGGUUCUUCCUGUCACUCUUUACGACGCAGCACAUUCAGCGACCAGGAGUUAGAUGCACACAGUCUGGAAGACGAUGAGGAAGCGGUGCACCCGGCCUUUCACCUGCCCUCCAACCGCUUUAGCCCCUCCCCCCGGCACUCUCCCCGCGCCUCCCCCAGGAAUUCGCCCCGCUCUCGCUCCCCUGCCCGCUCUAUUGAAUACAGUCACGGCCGUGGCUCGCCACAGCCCAUCAUCAGCCGCUUACAGCAGUCUCGCCACUCUCUGCAGGGCCACGGGCAUGACCUGCCAACCAACGUGGUGAAGAAUGAAGAAAAGCUGCGUCGCAGUCUUCCCAACCUCUCACGCACCUCGGCAGCGGUCACAGCUCAGGCUCCAGAGCCCGUCAAGAACAGCCGCAGCUGUGAGUCCAACCUGCAAGUGCCAAACGGUGGCUCUCCUCGACACCAGAGCCAGUCUGCAACAACAGCUCAGCUUCCAAGAUACUCCACCCCCUCUCGCUCCUCCCCGAAACCCAAACAGCACCUCCAAAGCCCAACUGCCCUGCGAGUCCCACUCUCCUGUUGCUUUGGAGAAGAAGGUGAUUUCAUGCCCUCCCCCAGUAAGCUGCGAACCCCUGCAAGCCCGUCCCCACUGGCCUUGAGGCAGCCCGUAAAGGCCACACCAAGCCCUGGUACUGGUUCUGGUUCUGGUUCUGGGAACUCCACACCCACCCGCUCCCUGGCUGCUCCACGCAGCGGCCUGCCUCGUCCUAGUGCUUCUGCUGGAGGGGGAAUCCCUCUGCCUCGCAGCAAGUUGGCCCAGCCUGUGCGCAGAUCUCUCCCUGCUCCUCGGACAUACAGCAGUGGGGGUGACAACUGGAGAGAAGGUUGUUACUGAGAGGGGCCAGCAGAGGGCGCUCCAGUCAAACUAUCAACACAAGGAGGCAGACUUAACAACAUGGCACUUUAUCUACCUACAGAACUUUUACAAUGAAGAAACAAAGCAAGUG
This is a messenger RNA of Solea senegalensis (Senegalese sole), 2248 nucleotides long. It is a transcript of the gene slain2, whose product is annotated as SLAIN motif family, member 2. Gene Ontology annotation, cellular component: microtubule plus-end. The record is from RefSeq and is a predicted model, not a curated record. The coding region runs from base 247 to 2136 and encodes 629 amino acids. The transcript has 10 exons. Gene Ontology annotation, biological process: microtubule nucleation; positive regulation of microtubule polymerization; cytoplasmic microtubule organization. NCBI's taxonomy places the organism in Eukaryota, Metazoa, Chordata, Actinopteri, Pleuronectiformes, Soleidae.